AUGGUUGCGAAGAUUCUUUGUGUUGCAGAGAAACCUUCUAUUGCAAAAGCUGUAGCUAAUCAUUUAGCAGGAGGUAAUGCUCAAGCUUCAAAUACUCGCAACAAAUAUAUCAAGAACUACUCGUUCACCUUCGAUUUUGGUGGGCAAUGGGGUAACUGUAAUACGGUGAUGACCUCUGUAUUGGGGCAUCUUACCUCUCUUGAUAUUGCCCCCUCCCACAAGAAAUGGGAUCAUCCUCCACCCGAAGAACUCUUUUUUAAAGCACAGGUCAUCGAAUCUGUUGUUGAUGAUAAGAAAACUAUUGCACAAAAUAUCGAGUCUCAAGCAAGAGGUGCCAAGGCUCUUUUCAUAUGGACCGAUUGUGACCGUGAAGGAGAGCACAUUGGCGGCGAAGUGAGAGCCCAAGCACUAAAAGGUAAUCCACGAAUUGAAGUCAAAAGAGCAAGGUUCAGUAAUAUUGAGCGGGCGCAUGUGAUUCAAGCAGCCAAGCAUCCAGUCAACCUAGAUCAACGUCAAGUAGAUGCGGUGGCUGCUCGUAUAGAACUCGAUCUAAGAAUUGGUUAUGCGUUCACGCGGUUUCAGACGACCAAUCUUCAAAAGUUAGGAGGACCAUUGGAGAAUGCUAUGAUGAGCUAUGGCUCUUGUCAGUUUCCCACGCUUGGUUUCGUCGUUGAUCGGUAUUUUAAGGUGAAGAACUUCGUGCCUGAACCGUUCUGGAGCAUCAAAAUAACGCAUGGUCGGGAAGGUAUGAAUGUAAUCUUCAAUUGGAAGCGCAAUCGUCUGUUUGACCGAGCAGUUGUCAUCAUAUUGUUUGAGCGCUGCCUUGUUGCAAAGAUUGCCAAAGUCAUCAAGGUGCAGGAGAAGCCAACAAAAAAGUGGAAGCCGCUUCCUCUAACCACCGUUGAGUUGCAAAAAGCGGCUAGUCGCUGGUUACACAUGAACAGUCAGAUGGCUAUGACUGCGGCUGAGAGCCUUUACAACAAAGGAUUUAUCAGCUAUCCCAGAACGGAGACUGAUCGCUUUGAUAAAGGGAUGAAUUUGAGAGGUUUGGUGGAGAAGCAAGUCCAAGACAAUCGUUGGGGACCAUUUGCUCAAAAUCUCGUGAAUGGAGGCUUUCACUGGCCUAGGGAGGGCCAACACGAUGAUAAAGCACAUCCACCUAUACACCCCGUAACACACGUUGCAUCGACUGCUUUGACACCGGAAGAAGCUCGAAUUUAUGAAUUCGUUGUUCGAAGAUUCCUAGCCUGUUGUUCAGAAGAUGCGAAAGGGCAAGCGACCGACGUGGAGCUUGACUACGGAGACGAAUUAUUUCACACGCAUGGAUUAGUAGUACUAGAGAAGAAUUACUUGGAUGUCUAUGUUUACGAGAGAUGGAAUAGUAGUACGCCAUUGCCAAAAUUCACACUCGGAGAGAGAUUCGAACCAGACGAGGCUAUGAUUACAGACGGGAAGACAACGGCCCCAGGGUAUCUAACGGAGCCUGAUCUCAUUGCUUUGAUGGAUGCAAACGGAAUUGGCACCGAUGCAACUAUGGCCGAACAUAUUGCUAAAAUCAAAGAGCGUGAAUACGUAUUUACCAGGCCCAAGGUAGGUGGAGCCGCCGCUGGCAACAAUGAUGACAACACGCCCGCUGCAGGGCGAGGAGGUCGAGGAGGACGUGGCGGACGCGGUGGGAGGGGUGGUAGGGGAGGUGCUGCUGCGGAUGCGGGAGGUAGAGGUGGUGUUGAAGAGUUUAUUCCGACCACACUCGGAGUUGCCCUAGUGGAAGGCUAUGAUAAUAUGGAGUUCGAAGUCAGUCUCAGCAAACCGUUUUUGCGAAAACAGAUGGAGCUUAGAAUGAAAGCCAUAUGUGAGGGGCAGCAGACACGUGCCGCUGUUGUGGGAGAUAGUCUAGCACAAUAUCGCCGAGUGUUCCUUGACUCCAAAGAGAGGUUAGAUGUCUUGAAAGCAGUAAGUGACAUCAUUGACUUCGUUGCCAUGGUCCUACAAUCGUCACGAUCUCUAAUGUAUUAUUUUGAUAUUUAG
Molecule: messenger RNA, 2028 nt
Organism: Sclerotinia borealis F-4128
Lineage: Eukaryota; Fungi; Ascomycota; Leotiomycetes; Helotiales; Sclerotiniaceae
Source: the annotation of a GenBank genome assembly